AGACGCUUCCGCUCUGUAUGAGGAGAGGCAGAAAAAAAGCGUAUCCUCCAUCCUGGUAUUUGCCUUCAUCCUGGUCACUGCGAAGUUCCCGUACCCAAAACAGGAAGCUGAGCAUGAACACAGGAGAUGUCCCAGCCACUGUGACCCUUGAAUCCGUCAAUUCUGUCACAUUUACUCAGGACACUGAUGGAAACAUAAUUCUGCACUGCCCUCAAAAUGAUGGGGAGGAUCUGGGUUCAGAUGGGACCACCGAACCUGUUCACAAACGACUGCGGUUGUCCAAUGAAGAUGGAGAAGACCCUCAGGACUCUACCUCAACGGAGUAUUCUGUUGUCACUCUGCCAAUUACAGAAGGUGAUGAAAGCUUCGAGGUGACAAUGACUGCUACGGAGAUGAGAGAUGGGGAGCUGGAAUCAGACGACCCUUCUGAAACGACAGAUAAGGAUUCUUCUGUCCAAAAAAAAGGUAAAGAUGUAUCAGCUGUCAGUCAAGCCUGGUUCACCACGAAAGAGGAUAAAGACACACUGGUUAAUAAAGGUCACAAAUGGAAACAGGGUAUGUGGUCAAAAGAGGAGAUUGAUCUCCUGAUGAGCAACAUAGAGCGUUAUUUAAAGAACCGAGGGAUUCGGGACCCUGCGGAGAUCAUCUUUGAGAUGUCGAAAGAGGAGCGAAAGGAUUUUUACCGCAGUAUAGCGUGUGGUUUGAACAGACCGUUGUUCGCUGUAUACAGACGCGUACUACGAAUGUACGAUAACCGAAACCACGUAGGCAAGUACACUGAUGAGGAGAUCAAUAAAUUGAAAGAGCUAAGGGAGAAACAUGGAAAUGAUUGGGCUUCCAUUGGGGCGGCACUUGGUCGCAGUGCAUCGUCUGUGAAGGACCGCUGCCGUCUCAUGAAGGACACAUGCAACACCGGAAAAUGGACAGAGGAAGAGGAGCGAAGGUUGGCAGAGGUGGUCCACGAGUUGACGGGCACAGAUGCGGGUGACGUUGUAACUCAGGGAGUCUCUUGGGCAUCGGUGGCUGAACUUGUCGGCACUCGCUCAGAGAAACAGUGCCGCUCCAAAUGGCUCAACUACCUUAACUGGAAACAGAGCGGUGGCACGGAGUGGACCAAAGAAGAUGACAUCAACCUUGUUCGCAGGAUAGCUGAACUGGAUGUGGAGGAUGAGAAUGAAAUUAAUUGGGACAUUCUGGCCGGUGGGUGGAGCAGCGUUCGCUCGCCUCAGUGGCUCCGCAGCAAAUGGUGGACCAUCAAAAGACAAGUGGCCAAUCACAAGGAACUUCCCUUUCCUGUCUUGUUGAAAGGGCUGCAAGAUGUUGUGGAGGCACCGCCGUCUGCGAUGAACAAGGUUGUGGUGAUUGGUUCUCGAUCUGCUUGUGCUUCUCCCAGCCCUGUCACCGCACUGCAGAUCCCGGUCCAGAUUCCAGUGCAGAUCACACAUGUCUCUUCUUCAGACGGUGCAAGCGGUGCCUCAGACAGUGAAACCAUCACAUUGAACUCCGGGGCUUUACAGACCUUUGAAUUGCUGCCUUCAUUUCACCUGCAGCCCACUGGCACCCCAGGAACGUAUUUCCUCCAAACAGGAACCAAUCAGAGCCUCACGCUCUCAGCCAAUCCCACGGUCACACUCACAGCUGCAGCUUCGCCAUCUUCACCAGACCAGAUUAUUUUACACAGCCUCACCGAAGAUAUUCACGGAGACUGA
Molecule: messenger RNA, 1709 nt
Organism: Sinocyclocheilus grahami
Lineage: Eukaryota; Metazoa; Chordata; Actinopteri; Cypriniformes; Cyprinidae
Product: cyclin-D-binding Myb-like transcription factor 1
Exons: 15
Coding region: 18-1709 (563 amino acids)
Biological process (GO): regulation of transcription by RNA polymerase II
Cellular component (GO): nucleus
Molecular function (GO): DNA-binding transcription factor activity, RNA polymerase II-specific; RNA polymerase II cis-regulatory region sequence-specific DNA binding
Source: RefSeq, a predicted model, not a curated record